CCCGGUGGGGCGGAGGAGGGGCUUGCGCCCCCCUCAUUUAUUGGAGUGAAGAGACUCCCGUUGACGGAGAGCCCGCGGUUCACAGCACAGCGGCCGACGGAGUGGAGCUGAUCACACCUGCAGCAGGACAUCUCAGAAAGCAGUAUUUACAAGAAGGUACAUCAGAACUAUAUCUGGACAGGGCUGUUCAAGUUCAAUUUUGUGUUCACCACUGACAAGAAGAUAGAAAAGCUGUGCCCUACUUCUGAACGUCCUGUAGUACAUGAAAACAAGACAUCUGCAAAAAAAAUGAAGAUCGAAAACACUUUAGCAAUGCCUGUCCCGUCAGCCUCAGAUUUAGAACAGCACUCGGACCUGGAGUUCUACAUAGCCACCAAGGAUGACUUUGAGGAGAUAAUGUCCAUAAGCAAAGAUAUUUAUGGUGGGUUAGACUAUCUGCCCAGCCGCUUUGAAUCGUGGCUGAAGGAUCAUAACCGAACAAUCAUUUUGGCCCGAAAGGAGGGCAAAGUGAUUGCCUUGGAGUCUGUGUGCAUAAUUGAUGAAGGAGAGACUGUGCUGGUCGAGGGGCUGCGCGUCGCUCCUGGAGAACGGGGAAAAGGAGUCGCAAGGGUUCUGCUAAGAUUUUGCUCCCAGUACAUUAAGUCCAAAUACCCUGAAGUCAAGGUGACACGCCUGACCCGAGAUGACAAGCUGGGGCCUAGGGAUUUCCAAAAGUAUCGGCUUAUUACCAAGCAGGGCAUUUUGCUUAUGCGUUUCUGUGCUGAGGAUCUCAAGCAGCGCCUCCAGCAAAUACUCAGUGGCCUGAUUGACAUGGAUGCCAAGUUGAACCCUCCUCCAGUUCUUCUAGACCCUAAUGAAGUCCAUCGUAUUUUCCUCAAUAAGACGGUCAUCAAUGAGGUGCUUGCCAACAAGACUAUUGUCCAAGACUGGCAGCCAUUCAAACCCAUCCAUAGCAACCUGGAGGUUCUGCUAAAGAAGGACAUCGACUGGAUGGUGGACAGCAUGAAGCACACCAGUGUAGCCAGCCUGUGCACCUUCCCCUUUCACAUCCCCAUUGGCGAGGAUUGGUACUAUCUCAAUAUUGAUAUUUUUGGAAAGGAUGUAUCUCUGGUGCGUAGCCAGUUCCUAGCACAUCUGAAGCGGCACAUUGAGAAUCUGCAUGGCCAUGUGAUGUGCCAAGUGUGCAUGGAUCCAGCCCUCUGGGAGACCAUGGCUGAUUUUUGCAAGCGGUUGCUUGAAGUAGAGCUGGUGAAAGGUUACACUGAGCAGUGUGUGGUGGAGGCUGAUAUGGUGUAGAGAGAAGAAUAUAGCAAGGUUGCAAAUUUUGCAGAAAUAUUAAUAUUGUGUGAAAUCUAUUCGUAUAGCAUUGUGUUUUAAGUGGCAGUGCUCUGUAAACCUUAUAUUCCCCUUCCGCCACUUGCAGACCUUGCGUACGACUGACAUAUUGCACAGGAGAAUUUUGGAACAUUUAUUUUUGUUCCACUUUCAUUGUAGAUGGGCAGUGGCACUUUAAACCUGCUUGUGU
Erpetoichthys calabaricus (reedfish) is the source of this 1525-nucleotide messenger RNA. RefSeq names its product histidine N-acetyltransferase-like. NCBI's taxonomy places the organism in Eukaryota, Metazoa, Chordata, Cladistia, Polypteriformes, Polypteridae. The coding region runs from base 289 to 1296 and encodes 335 amino acids. Gene Ontology annotation, molecular function: acyltransferase activity, transferring groups other than amino-acyl groups. The transcript has 5 exons. The record is from RefSeq and is a predicted model, not a curated record.